AAGGGGAAAGCUCCGAUGCUUUCUCCACAAGGCCGUGGUGCACGGGAAGAUGACUUGUUCACGGAAGAGAAGAUGGCGUUGAUCCCUAAUUCGCUAAAAUGGAUGAUUCAUGAAUUCCUGAGGCUCAAAGAUAAACGUGAUAUAAUCACAAUUCCUGUCCCCCAAGGAUUCAUUGCACCGCGUACCCAGAUCACGUUAUCUGGAGAGGAUUUGCAGCAGGUUGCUACGUGUGACUACAUCGGCAACCAGGGAAUGCUGUUUGGAAUGAUGCACAUAUGGGAGAGCAUCAACGGUCUGAGAAAAAUUUUCAAGUUUUACGACCCAGAGCUUCUCAUAGUGCAUGGGAUCAACGAUGAAGAAAAGAGUCAGUCUUUUGACGAUGCGGCAAGACGAUUGGCUAAUUGGUUAUCAUUAAUGAACAACAACCACCAAAUGUUCUUUAUUCCUUGGAAUAUCGGGAUGCAUUGGACGCUAGUGGUGGUUAUGCCAAGGAAAAUUAUCCAUUUAAACCCUAUAAGCGGCCGCCCAAUUCUCGAAGUAAUAGAACAAAUGAUUGGAAGGUAA
Molecule: messenger RNA, 564 nt
Organism: Cannabis sativa
Lineage: Eukaryota; Viridiplantae; Streptophyta; Magnoliopsida; Rosales; Cannabaceae
Exons: 3
Coding region: 16-564 (182 amino acids)
Source: RefSeq, a predicted model, not a curated record